Messenger RNA from Ascochyta rabiei, 1641 nucleotides. RefSeq lists its product as uncharacterized. Gene Ontology annotation, cellular component: lipid droplet. The coding region runs from base 1 to 1641 and encodes 546 amino acids. NCBI's taxonomy places the organism in Eukaryota, Fungi, Ascomycota, Dothideomycetes, Pleosporales, Didymellaceae. The transcript has 3 exons. The record is from RefSeq and is a predicted model, not a curated record.
AUGUCAGCCUCGACACACUCGAGCGCGACAGACGUCGACGCUGGGAAUAGCAACGAUGCGCCGCAGGUGGAGGCGCUCUUCCUGAUCAGAUUCGACAAGAAAGUCGGCUACACCAUCGCCUGGAAACGCAGCGCGAACGACACGGACCUGGACGGCGUCGAGUUCAAGUCGCUGCCGUCUGGGCUGCACACGCUUGCCAACGACCUCGUCUACUUCACGCACGCAGGCCAUGCCGGAUUGAGCGCCUUCGCCAGGGGCGAUGCCGGUGCAGAGGACCGCAACGCCAACUUCGUCUCGGUCGGCGCGCUGGUCCGGAGAGAGGGCAGGUUCGGGCGGCUGGGGCGCGGGUGGCUGCUGGCCGGACGGCUCGAGAAAAUGGCCGCGGCGCUGGCCAGGGACGAGACGGUGGCACCGCUGGAGGAGUUCUGGGCGGACCAGACCAGCAGCGCGACGACCCAGCACGCAGACAGCAAGGGCUCCCGCCGCGACCGCGCCAUCUCCACCGCCACGGCCAUGCCCAAGGACGAAGAGCGGCUGCCCGAGCACCACCCCGCGCUGGCCAUGCUGCAGUACCUCGACCUGUUUGGCCCACUGGUCUUCCGGUUGCAGCAGGCGGCCCUGCUGCGGAAGCGCAUUCUGUUCGUGGGCCGCCCGCCGGUGAGGACGACGUGCGAGUUCGUCUACAACCUGUCGGUCCUCUCCAGCAUCUCCCCGCGCGACGCCGAGCAUCUUGCGCCUGGCACCGAAGACCUCCUGCGCCUGCCCGCCCUCUUCUCCGUCGGCGUGCACGACAUCCCCCACCUCGAAGACCUGCGCCGCAACAAGGGCGGCCACACGCCCGGCCACGAGACCGCAGAGGGCUGGGUCGCAUGCACGACGGACGAGAUCAUUGCGAGCAAGCAGCAGCUAUACGACAUUGUCGUCGAGAUACCGCACGCCGGCGAUGCAGCUCCCCAGCGACGACAUUGGCCGAAGCUGCGCACCAGCGAGGGCGACGUGAUCAAGGCGAGCCAGCGCGACGUGGCGCGGUACAAGCUGCUGCACCGCGAGCUCUGGAAGCACCGCCAGCAGGCCACCGAGACUUUCCACGACGAGGACGAGCAGAGCGACGACGCAGCGCCGCUGCUCUCGCACGACGACAUCGACGCCAAGCGCGCAGACGACGACUUCAACGAGGCCUACGACGACACAGCCGUCGAGCCCGUGACAUGGUCACGACUUGCCUACCAGGGCUUCAUGUGGUGGGCGAGCGCCGGCGAGCGUGAAGCGUACACCACAGCCGAGAAGGAGCUCGACCGCGAACUCGUCGGCGACAUGGCUGCCUACGAGGGUUCUGUCGAGACGGCCGUGAUUGCCUACUUCCACCGACAAACAUCCCUGCUGAUCAAGGUGUUGAGCCAACUGGUAGAGGGCGAGCACGAAGACGAAGACGAAGACGAAGACGCAGACGAAGAAAGGGAAGGCGAAGAGGGGGACGCGCUGUGGAUUGAUCGAGACGACCUCAGCAGCAUGGGCCUCGACACGUGGAGCGAGGCGGACCGCGCAUACGUGCAGGAGUUUGGGAGCCUGUACUUUGGCCGACGCGUCGAGAUCAGAGGGAACGAGGUGGAUUGCUGUGGUCUGAGAGUUCCCAUGCUGUAG